Molecule: messenger RNA, 939 nt
Organism: Ostertagia ostertagi
Lineage: Eukaryota; Metazoa; Nematoda; Chromadorea; Rhabditida; Trichostrongylidae
Source: the annotation of a GenBank genome assembly
AUGAGCGACGAAUUGACGUCGGAAAUCGUGCAGCUCAUCGCGGCUGCACGUACUGCUGUUGGAGAAUCAUCAGAGGCCGGUGACGUCAAACCACGUCCAAUCGAGAAGGUUCAGCCGAACAUUGUGCACAUUGAGACAAUCAUUGUGCACUCAUCAUGUGGCGAGAACUGUUCACGUGCAAUUCCGAUUGAGUUGUGGACGAUUCGACGUGAAUGGAAUUCACAACAGACGGGUCUCGCUCCGUUGUUUCUAAAGAACGCGAUCAGAUCUCAUCUUCAUUUUUCGCAGCUGAAUGCAUGGAUUUCUACGCUGAACGGUCGCAUGCCUGACGUCAUGAAUCAUGCGCAGUACCUGGAUCUGCGUGAUGACCGAACAUCAUUUCCUCGUGUGUCGUAUGGUAUCGGAAGCAAAAGUAUUCUAGUCGCCCUCCGGUCACAAUACUGUAAAUCAGAACGUAUGCCGGUGCCUGUAGGACUUUGCCUUACACUUGGUCUAAAGCAUAAACCGCGUCCGUCACAGUCACCACCCGGUCCAGAUGGCCCCUCGCCGAAAUUCUCUGCCAUUGCGGGUAUCGAUGAUGAGCGGCCUGCUCGCCGAGUACUGUCGGCCUGCACUUUGUCGCCGCAAGAGCAAAGUCGGUACGACUCCCAUGAAAUCGACAUCUUGGCAAAUCGUCUACAAACGAUCCAAGGUGAACGAGGACGUCAACGGACGAAAAGCGGCGGAUCAUUAUUCAAUAAAAUCACUGGACUGCCAUUACACUCAAGUCCUGCACCUUUAUCUCGUCAAAGAAAUAGCCUAUCUGCUUCCGAUAUCGUACUGCCAGAAACACGCCUUCAACGCCAUCAACCGGGCAGUCUUUUGGGAAAUUUUGAAGAGAGCGCCCUCAACGGUCGACUGGAUCCAGUGAAAAGACUCGACGGUUUCAAAUUGCAAUUA